AUGAAUAAAAACUAUGAAAUGUACACUAAUAUUAAUAUGAGGAACACUUUUUACUCUGGAGUGGGCAUUGGAAUCUUAGCCAACACCAUGCUUCUUCUCUUCCAUGUUGCCAUGUUCGUUUGUGGGCACAGACCCAGACCCAGGCCCGCUGACCUGCCCAUUCGUCUCUUGGCCCUAGUUCACCUAGUGAUGACAGUGAUCACGGGCAUCAUCUCUACAGACAUUUUUGUGUCUCAAGGAGGAUGGGAUGACAUCACAUGUAGGUCUCUUCUCUACUUGUACAGAUCUUUGAGGGGCCUUUCCCUUUGUGUCACCUGCUUACUGAGCAUCCUUCAGGCCAUCACCCUCAGUCCCAAAAGCUCUCUUUUAGCAAAGUUGAAAAAUAUAUCCCCAAAGUACAAUUUAUGCUACUUUUUCUUCCUAUGUGCCUUCUAUACAUCCAUUGGUGGUCACCUCUUCGUAUCAAUUAUUGCCACCCGCAAUUUGACCUCAGCUAACCUCGUGUAUGUUACUGAAUCUUGCUCUUUUGUACUCAUGAGUUACUCCAUGCAACACACAUUUUCCAUUCUCUUGACCUUCAGGGAAGCCUUCCUUAUAGGUGUCAUGGCUCUGUCAACUGUGUACAUGGCCACUGUCUUGUGUAGACAUAAGAAACAGUCCAAACAUCUUCACAGCACCAGCUUUUCUCCAAAAGCAUCCCCAGAAAUCAGGGCCACCUGGGCCAUUCUGGUGCUCAUGAGUUUCUUUGUAGUCAUGUCCACUUUGGAUGGCAUAAUCUCCUAUAAAAGAACUAUGAUGAAAGAUUAUCCAAUAUUUUAUUGCAUCAAGCUUCUUGUGGCCCAUAGUUAUGCUGCAGUCAGUCCUUUGGUAUUCAUAAGUAUUGAUAAAGGUAUAAUUAACUUUUUAAGGCAUAUGUGUGGAAGGAAAGCAAAUAUUUGA
Molecule: messenger RNA, 939 nt
Organism: Jaculus jaculus (lesser Egyptian jerboa)
Lineage: Eukaryota; Metazoa; Chordata; Mammalia; Rodentia; Dipodidae
Product: vomeronasal type-1 receptor 52-like
Exons: 1
Coding region: 1-939 (312 amino acids)
Biological process (GO): G protein-coupled receptor signaling pathway
Cellular component (GO): membrane
Molecular function (GO): pheromone receptor activity
Source: RefSeq, a predicted model, not a curated record